Messenger RNA from Globicephala melas (long-finned pilot whale), 495 nucleotides. RefSeq names its product germinal center associated signaling and motility (gene GCSAM). Lineage: Eukaryota; Metazoa; Chordata; Mammalia; Artiodactyla; Delphinidae. Gene Ontology annotation, biological process: negative regulation of lymphocyte migration; regulation of B cell receptor signaling pathway. The record is from RefSeq and is a predicted model, not a curated record.
AUGGGGAACUCUCUGCUGAGGGAAAACAGGUUUGGGUGGCAGCAGAUCUCUCAUGAGACACCCUGGAAUCUGAGAAAUCAAAGCCCCAAACAGAGAACAUCCAGAUGCUGGGACUGCCACAUCGCUGACGGGUGUUUCUGCCUUCCGUGGAAAAAAAUGCACAUUUUUAAAGUGAGACAAGACUCCCCAAAGCAAAAUGAAGAAACAUCAUCUGCUCCCAUCCAGCAGGAGAAUGCUGACCAGGGCUCCUCGGAGGAUCUGUGCUACACCCUCAUCAACCACAGCGUCCUCGGGAAAAGGCCAUCAGGGAACGCUGCUGAGGAGUGCUAUGAGAACGUUUCCUUCAAGGCUGAGAGACCCAGAGAGUCGCUGGGCGGAGACGGGACUGAGUAUUCGCUUCUUCGUGUGCCUUCCGCCCCUAGGCGUCCGUCCUCCCCAGAAGAUGAAUAUAAACUUCUCAUGCCCAGUAGAAUCUUCUCUGACUCCCUGAUAUAG